GAAAAUUACAGGCUAUGGAAAUAAGGACUGAGGCCGGAACACGGUGCGUGUUCACCCGCGACGAACCGCCGGUUUGAGCUGAAACCAAACAUGCUGGUGGGAAGCAGUUCAUCUGCAGCUCCACAAGACACAAGCUCAAAGACUUGAAAACCAAAAUGUCCAACAACGCGUCGGGCGGAUACUUCAACCUGAUGUACAGCUGUGAUUCUUAUAAAACUGCAGAGUUAUUCUCCACAGUCUUCAUGAUCGUCCGGUUUCUGUGUGUCGUUCCGGUCUCCAUCGUCGUCCUCUGCUUGGGUUUCCGACGGCGCUCCACUAAAACCAGCCACUCUGAUCUGUUCACCUACAACUCUGCCGCCUUGCAACUCAUCUUUGGACUUGCAGCUGUUUUGUACCUCUGUGGCCAAUACGCUCACAUCUUUAGUGUUUUUAUUUUGGGGGUUUAUGCAGCCAGCAUUGCUUUUCCUGGAGAAAUUGUUUUUCACAUCUUGACAUGCGUGGAUCGCUAUCUGGCCGUUGUUCAUCCCAUCACCUACAGGGGGCUGACUCAGUCCGAUGGGAUCCGGAUCAGGAACAUCAGCAUCGUCUGUGGUUGGCUGAUCUCUUUCGGAUGGCUUGGGAUAAUCGCUGUUGUUUUCCCUGAGAUGCCUUAUGUUGCAUAUUUCUGCUUCUUUGCUACCUCAAUAAUAAGCAUUUCUUUCUGCAGCGUCUCUGUUCUUUAUGUUCUGAUUCAUCCAGGACCGGGUCAAACUGGCAGGAAAAAAGAGAAGGCAGAUAAAGCAAAGAGGAAAGCUUUCCAUACCAUCAUGGCCAUCCUUGCAGCGCUCCUCGUGUAUUUUGUGGCCUGCAUUGUUGUUCUUGCUGUGAAAAACCUAAAUCUGCUCAUUGAUGAGAAAUCAUGUCUGAUUCUAACGUCUGCACAGUGGUGUGGUAUUCCAUGCAACGUAGCUUUACCUCUGUUGUUUCUACGCAAAGCAAAGAAGCUUUAGUCCCAACCUGCUAAUUAGUAACUAACUAACUAACUUAGCAAAGCAUUUGCUGAAUGGAUCCUUUGGAAACACAAAUCCUGUGGAGAAAAAAAAAACACGUGUAACUCAAACUUUUUCUCUGUGACUUUUUUUCUAAGGUCUCAUGAAAUUGAUACAAAUUGUGUUUAAGAAUCCAAGUAAUCCAAACAAACACCAAGUCCAGAAAUAAUUUAACCACAAAUUAUAAGUAUUUAUAAAGUGAAAUAACUCAGGGAAAUGGGAACAGGAAACGUUUUCUGCUUUUUGUGUUGAGAACACAGAUGGCAUUGGUUUAGACAUGUUUCUAAAUGUCUGAAUGUUUCAUUUAGCUCAUAAUUUGGAAAUGUAAUUUAAUUUCAGCAUAAGUUGGGUGUGCAGCCUUCUGGUUGUGACUUUACGUUCAGACUUGGGUUAUGCAGCAGCAGAAUAAUCUGGAUUCCUCCACCACGUCCAUUUCUGAAUGACUUUAAAGUAAAAACAAUCUAAACUUUUACUUGUGUCCAAGUGAAAUGUUGGGCCAUGACCUAAAUUAAUCCAUUC
Messenger RNA from Xiphophorus hellerii (green swordtail), 1547 nucleotides. RefSeq lists its product as uncharacterized. The transcript has 3 exons. Gene Ontology annotation, cellular component: plasma membrane. The record is from RefSeq and is a predicted model, not a curated record. The coding region runs from base 156 to 989 and encodes 277 amino acids. NCBI's taxonomy places the organism in Eukaryota, Metazoa, Chordata, Actinopteri, Cyprinodontiformes, Poeciliidae. Gene Ontology annotation, biological process: phospholipase C-activating G protein-coupled receptor signaling pathway; positive regulation of Rho protein signal transduction. Gene Ontology annotation, molecular function: lysophosphatidic acid receptor activity.